UUUCCUGCAACAAACAGUUUUUUUCUUAAACAGUUGUGGACUCACCUCAGAUGUCGAGCCAUCCCAUCAUUGGGAUUCUUGGAAAGUCCAUCAUGUUGCCUUGCAGCCUGAAUUCAUCUGCACCCGUUGUCCCAGCAAGACUCACACUCUACUGGACAGCAAGACUCAAGCACCAGAAGGAGGAGCAAGUGGUCCAUGCCUUAUACAAUGGAGAAGAGAACAACGACCCCCAAUUUCCAGUCUACAAAAACAGGACGCAAAUCUUCAAGGACCAGCAUUCUUCUGGGAAUUUCUCCCUCUUGCUCAAAGAUUUAAGGGUUGAAGAUGACCUCGCAACUUUUUUCCUCUUUUAUCAUCAAGAGGAUGGAGAUUACAACACACUUAACCAAAACAAAGAGAUGUGCUUGACCACUGUGAAAGUAGCAAAAAGCUACCAUAAACCCAUUGUGACAGUGAACUAUGAAGAAUGGAAGGCAGAAUGCACUUCUCAGGGAGGCUACCCUAAACCUAGACUGACCUGGACCAAUCAGAACGGCUUACUAGACUCCGAGGUUCCUCAGAUUGUUCGGGAUGCAGGAAGUGGAACAUGGAACAUUUCCAGCACGGUGAACAUCACAGAGAAUCAGACUGUGACAUGCGCCAUCUUCAACCCGACUCUGAAAGAGACCUUGAACACCACAAGAUCAACAGGCGGGGAGCAGGAGGGCCUCUCGAUCGGCAUAAAAGCAGGGAUUGGUGUUCUGGCUGUUGCCGUGAUUGGGUCUGCACUGGUGUUAGUCUGCUGGAAAAAGCAUGCAACGGAAUGGAGGCCGAUACACAGGAGAUGAGCCCACUACGACAAUGUGUGCUUACUACAAAGUGUUAAACUGGUAAUGUUGAUAAAAUAUUGAUCUAUAGAAUGUUUUUUUAUCAUUGUUACCAUUUGGCACUUAGACCUUUAAUACAUUUUGAUCCCAGGAUGUGACUGAACACAGUGUCAUAGUGCUGUUAGGAACAAGGUCACUCAAGAAUAGGGUUCUCUAGCUACUAAAAUACCUAACCUUAAUUUUGAUUGAUUAUUUGUUAGUACAGUUGAAGUCGGACGUUUACAUACACUUAGGUUGGAGUCAUUAAGACUUG
This is a messenger RNA of Oncorhynchus kisutch (coho salmon), 1119 nucleotides long. RefSeq names its product CD276 antigen homolog. Bases 51 to 827 code for a protein of 258 amino acids. The record is from RefSeq and is a predicted model, not a curated record. The transcript is spliced from 4 exons. Gene Ontology annotation, cellular component: external side of plasma membrane. Gene Ontology annotation, biological process: T cell costimulation; negative regulation of T cell proliferation; positive regulation of T cell proliferation. NCBI's taxonomy places the organism in Eukaryota, Metazoa, Chordata, Actinopteri, Salmoniformes, Salmonidae.